AUGUCAUGCCUAAUCCUAGGAAAAGGCUUGAUAAGGAAACAUAUCUUAGUGGAGAAUGGCUGCCUACAUGGAGCAGUGGUGAUUUGUGGAAAGUCCAUCACCCAUAUAAUGGAUUGCAGUUUGUUGUUGAUAUUGGGAAAAAAAACCCGUACUUGUUGUUUUUGGGAUCUUGUGGGCAUACCUUGUAGGCAUGUUGUUUCUGCAUUACAGUAUCAAAACUUAGAUCCUGAGAAAUAUGUUGACCCUUGUUACAUGAGAGAAGCUUACAGGGCAUGUUAUGAAAACAAUGUUAGUCCAAUAAAUGGCAUGGACAUGUGGCCAACUGUGGAUGCUGAAGAAUUGUUGCCACCACAAUACAAGAAGGGACCUGGAAGGCCUAAGAAACUGAGGUUUAGAGAGUUGGAUGAGAAUGGUUCAAGGAUGAGGAGGGUAGGUGUAGCAUAUAGAUGCACGCAUUGUGACAAAUUUGUCCAUAAUUCUAGGAAGUGUCAAGCUAAGGAGCAAGAUCCUAAUGCACUAAAGAGAAAGGUAUUGUGUUCAUGA
Molecule: messenger RNA, 543 nt
Organism: Vicia faba (fava bean)
Lineage: Eukaryota; Viridiplantae; Streptophyta; Magnoliopsida; Fabales; Fabaceae
Source: the annotation of a GenBank genome assembly